AAGAAAAGAAAGGAAAGGGUGAAGAAGACUGUGGCUAGAGUGCUUGGCAAAGCUUCCAUCAUGGAAGAGGAAGAAGAAGAAGAGGUAGCUGCACCAGCGCCCAAGGCACCCAAGCUAAUGGGAGAUGCCAUAAAAUCAGGGGGAGCUGCUUCCAAGGCCAAGCCAGCUCCAAAGCCAAAGCCAAAGAGGAAUACAAGAAGCAUUCCUGCAGCUGAGAAGAACAAGGCCCCAGUGCCUGAGACUGCUGCAGAAGAAGAGGAAGAGAAUGUCCUGAGAAAUCUAAAGCCCAAGAUCCCAGACCACAACGAUGCUCAUCCUGUGGCUGAGGAUAUGAAGCUCAGGAGAGAUUCAGGGAUGAGGAAGUGGAGAGAAGCAGACCCGUAUGCUUCAAGGAGAAGGACAGCAGUUGACUACAGGUUUCACACCAAGGAGCAGCAGGAUUUUUAUGAGACAGUGCUGCUAGAUAAGAAGCCCGUUGUCUGUGAUAUGCGAUGGGUUGAUUGGCAAUACAUUAAGGACAAUGAGGAGCACUAUCCUGGAGUGCAAGACAGCUUCGUAGCUUGUGGAGUAGCUGACUUUGUUGGGCAGAAGCUCACAAAGUGGAACGAGGAGCUUAUCAUGCAGUUCUACUCCACGGCACACUUCUACCCAGAUGGGAGGAUCACAUGGAUGUCUGAGGUUCCACUCGGCAAGUUACUGGGUUUCUUGGUGUCUAAUAGAGGAAUUGAGGCUAAUCCGGAGAAGAUUACGGCUAUUACAUCUCUAGCUAAACCGGAGUGUAUCAACGAUGUUCAGCGUUUGGCGGGCCGAAUCGCUGCGCUGAGCCGGUUUAUCAGCCGCCUCGGGGAGAAGGCUAUCCCUUUGUACCAAAUGCUGAGGAAGACAGACAAUUUCGUCUGGAGUCCAGCUGCUGAUGAGGCAUUUGAGGACCUGAAGCGGCAGUUAGCCAAUCCGCCUGUUCUUGCAGCUCCGGUCGACAAGGAGCCACUAUUAUUAUACGUAGCGGCUAAUGCUCGGGCAGUUAGCGUGGCUAUUGUGGUGGAGCGCAAAGAGGCAGGCAAG
Molecule: messenger RNA, 1062 nt
Organism: Triticum dicoccoides
Lineage: Eukaryota; Viridiplantae; Streptophyta; Magnoliopsida; Poales; Poaceae
Exons: 3
Source: RefSeq, a predicted model, not a curated record